AUGUUCCGUUCAAGCCUUGCCACUUUGCGCCGUGGCUCCCCUUCUAAGCUGUCGUCAUUCUCAUCGAGGCACAUUUUCACUGCGUCCCAAAGCCCUAAGUUGACAUCCAAGACGCACCUGAGGACCGCCGCUGUUGCUUUGACUGCAGGUAGUCUGCUAGGUCUUGUGGCCUCUGGUGCUCCCAUUGGGCUAGACACCCAGGAAAAGAAAAAGGAUACUGUAGACACCAAAACGGUUUCGCCACAAUCCGAGUCUGCGAAUGAGGAAGCGCAAGUGUCGGGAGAUGAUGAAUCCAAACCUCAAGCUGCGUAUGAUCCUGAUACGGGUGUAAUUAAUUGGGAUUGCCCUUGCCUUGGUGGUAUGGCUCAGGGACCAUGUGGUGAAGAGUUCAAGGCGGCCUUCUCCUGCUUCGUCUAUUCAGAGGAAGAGCCCAAAGGAAUCGAUUGCAUAGAAAAAUUCAAGGGCAUGCAAGAAUGCUUCCGCAAAUACCCUGAGUACUACGCCGAGCAGAUCAAGGACGAAGAAGAAGCGGCGAAAGCGGCCCAAGAGAUGGAGUCUCAAAACGACCAAGUCGAGAUGGUUCCCGAGGCUCAAAACGUUCACCCAGAAGAAUCCGCCCCCGUGCUCCAGCAAAAGGCCGAAUUCGAAGAUGCUGCGAGACCAGAACAAGGGCAAUCAAAGACCGAGGAACCUCUUGAAAAAGAAAAUUGA
Molecule: messenger RNA, 711 nt
Organism: Lachancea dasiensis
Lineage: Eukaryota; Fungi; Ascomycota; Saccharomycetes; Saccharomycetales; Saccharomycetaceae
Source: the annotation of a GenBank genome assembly